Molossus molossus (Pallas's mastiff bat) is the source of this 1655-nucleotide messenger RNA. RefSeq names its product calcium binding and coiled-coil domain 2 (gene CALCOCO2). The transcript is spliced from 13 exons. Gene Ontology annotation, cellular component: PML body; autophagosome. Bases 58 to 1407 code for a protein of 449 amino acids. Lineage: Eukaryota; Metazoa; Chordata; Mammalia; Chiroptera; Molossidae. Gene Ontology annotation, biological process: xenophagy; positive regulation of autophagosome maturation. The record is from RefSeq and is a predicted model, not a curated record.
UCCCUGCCCCAUCCUGUUGCUGUUGUGUCGCUGCCGGCUGCUACCCCUGGACCCACCAUGGAAGAGACACUAGAAGACCCCCCCACAUCAGCUGUCUUGCUGGAUCAUUGCCAUUUCUCUCAGGUCAUCUUUAACAGUGUGGAGAAGUUCUACGUUCCCGGAGGUGAUAUCAUUUGCUAUUACACCCUCACCCAGCAUUUCGUUCCCCGUCGAAAGGACUGGAUUGGAAUCUUUAGAGUGGGAUGGAAGACAACCCGUGAGUAUUACACCUUCAUGUGGGUUACUUUGCCCAGUGACCUAAACAGCAAAUCGACUGAACAGCAGGAAGUCCAAUUCAAAGCUUAUUACCUGCCCAAGGAUGAUGAGUAUUACCAGUUCUGCUAUGUGGAUCAGGAUGGUGUGGUCCGGGGAGCAAGUAUCCCUUUCCAGUUCCGUCCAGAAAAUGAGGAGGACAUCCUGGUUGUUACCACACAGGGUGAGGUGGAAGAAAUUAAGCAGCACAACAGUGAGCUUUGCAAAGAAAACCAGGAGCUGAAGGACAGCUGUGUCAGCCUCCAGAAGCAGAACUCAGACAUGCAGGCUGAGCUCCAAAAGAAGCAGGAGGAGCUGGAAACCUUGAAGAGCAUCAACAAGAAGCUGGAACAGAAAGUGAAAGAGCAGAAGGACCGUUGGGAGGCAGAACUGCUCCAACUGAAAGAACAAAACCAGAAGAUGUCCUCAGAAAAUGGGAAGAUGGGAGUCAGAGUGGAUCAGCUUCAGGCCCAGCUGUCAACUCAAGAAAAAGAAAUGGAGAAGCUUGUUCAGAGAGAUCAAGAUAAGACAGAGAAGUUGGAAUAUCUGAAAAAGGAAAAUGGCCAGCUCUUUGUCAGUUUAACUGAAGAGAGGGAGCACCAGCAGAAGCUCAAGCAGACACUGGAAGAUCUAAAGCAGAAAGAAGCUACUGCAAUGAAGAAAGAGCAAGAGUUAAUGGACCAGAACUUUGACCUGUCAAAAAAACUGAGUGAGAACAAGAUUAUAUGUAAUGUUCUACAGAGAGAGAAAGAGAGAAUGGAAAGAGAAAAUGAUCUUUUGAAGAGGGAGAACAGCAGAUUAAUGAGUUACAUGGGUCUGGACUUUGACUCCCUGCCAUGUCAGGCACCUGCUUCAGACCAAGGAGGUACAGGACAAAACCCAGGACUUGUCUACGGAAACCCAUAUUCUGGAAUCCAAGAAAGUUCUGCCCCCAGCCUGCUCUCCGUCAAGAAAUGCGCCACCUGCAAGUCAGACUUUGCUGAUGACAUUUUUGAUCACACCUUGGAGCAGCAGCUCGUUCAGACCCUUUAUUUGAAUUGUCCAAUUUGUGACAAGAGUUUCUCAGCAAAAGAAAAGCAAAUCUUUGAAGACCAUGUGUUCUGCCACAGUCUAUAAGUGUCUGAGCCUCUUUGAGCCUCUUGGAUCUAUAUACAUAGAUUUUACAGAGUAGAACCUAUAGCUUCUACUAUGAGUUAUGACACAAGAUCCUGCCUACCCUGAAAUUAGGGAUUUACUCAAUUCUGCUGCCCUAAAGGUAGAAUCAUGUCAAUAAUCUAGCGGGGGUGUGGAACCUUUUCUCUGCCAAGGGCCCUUUGGAUAUUUAUAACAUCAUUUGCAGGCCAGACAAAAUUACCAACUUAAAA